Messenger RNA from Salvelinus fontinalis (brook trout), 5527 nucleotides. RefSeq names its product steroid sulfatase (microsomal), isozyme S (gene sts). NCBI's taxonomy places the organism in Eukaryota, Metazoa, Chordata, Actinopteri, Salmoniformes, Salmonidae. The record is from RefSeq and is a predicted model, not a curated record. The transcript has 11 exons. Gene Ontology annotation, molecular function: arylsulfatase activity. Bases 77 to 1870 code for a protein of 597 amino acids.
GUUGACAAAAAACGUACUUCCUGUUUCUAGUAAAACAUUUCGAGACAUGCAUAUCCACGAAGUGUUCAUAUGAAAAAUGAAGUCCCCAUGGAUGCCAUGCUGCCUAGGUCUACUGUUGUUGUUUGACGUGUGCAAUGCCUUGAAUGGUGACAAAAGGCCGAAUUUUGUCCUGAUGAUGGUCGAUGACUUGGGGAUUGGAGACUUGGGCUGCUAUAGGAACACUACCUUGCGGACCCCCAACAUCGACAUGCUGGCUCAGGAGGGGGUGAGGCUGACGCAGCACAUCGCUGCUGCCCCCCUCUGUACGCCCAGCAGGGCAGCCUUCCUGACGGGCCGAUACCCAAUACGAUCUGGUAUGGCCGGCCUUGGACGGUUAGGGGUUUACAUCAUCUCUGCUGCAUCUGGCGGUCUUCCCAGUGAAGAAGUCACCUUUGCCAAGGUGGCCAAACAACAGGGCUAUGAGACUGCUCUCAUAGGAAAAUGGCACCUUGGUCUUAACUGUGAGAGGAACGACGACUUCUGUCACCACCCCAGUGCGCACGGCUUCGACCACUUCUACGGUAUAACCCUGACCAACCUACGUGACUGUCAGCCCGGCCACGGCUCCGUCUUUACCAAUGUCCAAGCACACAUACCCUUCAAGACCCUGGGAGUGGGUGUGGCUACCGUGACCCUCCUGCAUGCGAGGGGUGUGGUCACCGUGCGGAGGAAGUUGGUGCUGAGCGUGGUGGCGUUGGUGGGCGCGGCGGCGGCGAUCUUUGGCACAUUCGUCGCCACGUUCCCCUACUUCAACUGCUUUUUGAUGAGGAACCGGGAAGUGGUGGAGCAACCGUACGUCUCGGAGAACCUGACCCAGAGAAUGACAGAUGAAGCGGUGGACUUUUUAGAAAGGAACUCUGCACUACCCUUCCUGUUGUUCUUCUCCUUCAUCCAAGUGCACACGGCCAUGUUUGCAUCGCCAGCCUUCCAGGGGACCAGUCAGCACGGUAUCUAUGGAGACGCCGUCCACGAAGUAGACUGGAGUGUAGGUCAGCUCAUGCAGACUCUGGACCGGUUGAACCUGAGGGAGAACACACUGGUUUACCUGACCUCAGACCAGGGGGCGCACCUUGAGGAGAUCUCAGUCCGGGGGGAGGUUCACAGAGGCUGGAACGGGAUAUACAAAGCCGGGAAAUCCACCAACUGGGAGGGGGGGAUCCGAGUUCCAGGACUGCUCCGUUGGACUGGGAUGUUACCUGCAGGGAAAGACAUUGAUGAACCCACCAGCAACAUGGACAUCUUCCCUACUGUGGUGAAUCUAGCCGGAGGGACGGCACUGGGGGACAGAGUGAUAGACGGUCAUGACCUCAUGCCCCUGCUGCAGGGGAAAGUUGAGAGAUCAAAGCACGAGUUCCUCUUCCAUUACUGUAACGCCUACCUCAACGCUGUCAGGUGGCAGCCUCCCAACAGUUAUUCAAUAUGGAAGGUAUUCUUUUUCACUCCGGACUUCUACCCCGAGAACGGGACAGCCUGCAUGCAUACCCAUGCCUGUUUCUGCACCUCAUCCUACGUGACCUACCACGACCCCCCUUUGCUCUUUGACCUCUCCCGCGACCCCUCGGAGACCACGCCCCUGACCCCAGACACGGAACCUGCCUUCCACUCGGUCCUGGAGGAGAUCCGGGCUGCGGUGGCUCUCCAUAAGGAGUCCAUCACCCCCGUUCCGGACCAGCUCACCCCGGGACAUGUCCUAUGGAAGCCCUGGCUGCAGCCCUGCUGCUCUUCCCUGUCCCAGCUCUGCAGGUGUGAGAGAGAUGGUGGGAGACGGGGCCACCGGGGCACUGCGGCGGCAGAGGCAGACUCUCCACAGGACCAGCACAUCAUUGCUUAACACUGCUGGGAGGGUAACGUAGGAACCUAGAACCAAUCUUUUAGUAUGUAUGUAAACAAUCUGUGACAAGAGACUAAUGUCAGGGAAAAUACCCCCAUUUAAAAAUUUGAUUUCACCUUUAUUUAACCAGGUAGGCCAUUUGAGAACAAGUUCUCAUUUACAACUGUGACCUGGCAUUUUAACUGGGCUUGUGGGUAGAAGUGUAGAAGUGACCUGGAUCUACUUUACGUGUGUAUGUGACCACACUGGGUGAUCUGUAAUAACAGACAUUUUAGUAUUUGGCCUCUCAGGAACACAUCCAGUAAAUUGCGUUGCCUACGCUUGCUCCCUGAGGGGCUUAUGCAGAUGCUGCUAUUUGGACUAAAAUGUAUUUUAAAGCACUUUUUGACAAAUCUAUUAGUAAAAAAAAAAAAAAAAAAGCGCAAUAUGAAUCAAAUGUGAUUGUUGAGGCCAGUCCUCAUAUAUAAAGUAAAGAGUAUAUAUAGAGGAGAAACCUAUAGCACAUUGUACAGGAGAGGAGAGCAACUCGAUGCACUGAUUAGCACAAGGUCCACCUCAAGUUGGAGCAUUUCUGGUCUUAUUCUCCGGGGCACUACAAUAACCCUGUGUUACCCUUGUAGGGUACCGAUGGACAUUUAAUCACUGUUCAUCAUUUAGACUCUACAGGGAUCUCUGUGAAAGGCAUCUGCACAUCCAAGAAGCAAUGGAACUGAGUGGACAACCAACAUGAAAAGACAUGGUUGUAUUAACAAAUAGAGCUGUAUUAAGAUGUUCAGUAGAGCUGCCGUGUCUAAUGCCAGCAGUCAGUACAGAGUCAGCCAGAGUCCCUGAGUCACACACGGCUCAUCCCCCUGUGUCCACAGCCAGCAGUAAAUCUUCAUCACCCAGACUAGCUUUAAGCUUAGCUCUUCAUUUGAUCUCAGAUUUCAGUGACAUUUAGUUAAUAUGUAUCUUAUUCUCCCUUUAACUCCUAUAUCCAGCAGUCUAUUUGUCACAGACUACCAUUAGCAAAUCUCUGAAUAUUAAGGAGUGCUCUCUCCCCUGUUUAGUCAUUUAUAUGAUGGAUGCUGAAUGCUGAUAAAUUUUUGCUCGUUCUCACACACCCACUAUGCGUUGCAUUUUAUACCAUGUGUUAUUUUGUUACCACGUGUUCAUUUGUUUCAACACAUUUUUCUAAUGUAAAUGAAUAAUAAUGAUCUGAUUUGUGUGGGGUACCAGCUACAACAGCACUACUGUUGCUACCAAUAACUACCAGCACCAACUACAGAACUACAGCCACGAUCACUAGAGCUGAGAUUGAUAUUCUACUUGACUGGUAUUCGGACCAUGUGUAUAAAUCUAAUUAUUUUCCUCCAUCCAUGGCCCUGUGAUCACAGUGGCUGAUCAUUAUUGGAUCCGUCCACAACAGAGUUUGGCAGUGAUAGAAGCCAGCUGUUUAUCUCGUCUUUCACUCGGGUCUGCGUCCCAAAUGGCACUCUAUUCCCCACAUAGUGCACCACUUUUGACCAGGGCUCUGGUCAAAAGUAGUGCACUAUUUAGAGUGCCAUUUGGGAUGCAACCCCCGUGUGUUGGCUUGGCCACUGGUCCAUCACAUCCAGCCUCUCUGCCCCCGGAUGCCAGAGAAGUGGAGCGCAGCACAGGCCUGCCAAUGCACAUGUGCACCUCAGAGAUAGUGCACUAAAUAGAGAAUAGGGUGCCAUAUCUAAGACCUGGGCCCAUACAGUUGAAGUCGGAAGUUUACAUCCACUUAGGUUGGAGUCAUUAAAACUCGUUUAUCAACCACUCCACAAAUUUCUUGUUCACAAACUAUAGUUUUGGCAAGUCGGUUAGGAAAUCUACUUUGUGCUUGACACAAAUAAUUUUUCCAACUGUUGUUUACAGACAGAUUAUUUCACUUAUAAUUCACUGUAUCACAAUUCCAGUGGGUCAGAAGUUUACAUACACUAAGUUGACUGUGCCUUUAAACAGCUUGGAAAAUUCCAGAAAAUGAUGUCAUGGCUUUAGAAGCUUCUGAUAGGCUAAUUGACAUCAUUUGAGUCAAUUGGAGUACCUGUGGAUGUAUUUAAAGGCCUACCUUCAAACUCAGUGUCUCUUUGCUUGACAGAAAUCAGCCAAGACCUCAGAAAAAACAAUGUAGACCUUCACAAGUCUGGUUCAUCUUUGGGAGCAAUUUCUAAACACCUGACGGAACCACGUUCAUCUGUACAAACAAUAGUACGCAAGUAUAUACACCAUGGGACCACGCAGCCAUCAUACCGCUCAGGAAGGAGACGCGUUCUGUCUCCUAGAGAUGAAUGUACUUUGGUGUGAAAAGUGCAAAUCAAUCCCAGAACAACAGCAAAGGACCUUGUGAAGAUGCUGGAGGAAACGGGUACAAAAUUAUCUAUAUCCACAGUAAAACAAGGCCUAUAUCGACAUAACCUGAAAGGCCGCUCAGCAAGGAAGAAGCCACUGCUCCAAAACCGCCAUUAAAAACCCAGACUACGGUUUGCAACUGCACAUGGCGACAAAGAUCGUACUUUUUGGAGAAAUAUCCUCUGGUCUGAUGAAGCAAAAAUAGAACUGUUUGGCCAUAAUGACCAUCGUUAUGUUUGGAGGAAAAAGGGGGAGGCUUGCAAGCCGAAGAACACCAUCUCAACCGUGAAGCAUGGGGUUGGCAGCAUCAUGUUGUGGGGGUGCUUUGCUGCAGAAGGGACUGGUGCACUUCACAAAAUAGAUGGCAUCAUGAGGGAGGAAAAUUAUGUGGAUAUAUUGAAGUAACAUCUCAAGACAUCUGUCAGGAAGUUAAAGCUUGGUCGUGAAUGGGUCUUCCAAAUGGACAAUGACCCCAAGCAUACUUCCAAAGUUGUGGCAAAAUGGUAUAAGGACAACAAAGUCAAAGUAUUGGAGUGACCAUCACAAAGCCGACCUCAAACCUAUACAAAAUUUGUGGGCAGAACUGAAAAAGCGUGUGCGAGCAAGAAGGUCUACAAACCUGACUCGGUUACACCAGCUCUGUCAGGAGGAUUUGGCCAAAAUUCACCCAAUUUAUUGUGGAAAGCUACCCGAUACGUUUGACCCAAGUUAAACAAUUUAAAGGCAAUGCUACCAAAUACUAAUUGAGUGUAUGUACACUUCUGACCCACUGGGAAUGUGAUGAAAUAAAUAAAAGCUGAAAUAAAUAAUUUUCUUUAUUAUUCUGACAUUUCACAUUCUUAAAAUAUAGUGGUGAUCCUAACUCAGCUAAGACAGGGAAUUUUUGCUUGGAUUAAAUGUCAGGAAUUGUGGAAAAACUGAGUUUAAAUGGAUUUGGCUAAGGUGUAUGUAAACUUCCGACUUCAAUUGUAUGUCUCUGGUCAAAAGUUGCCCACUAUAUAGGACCAUAGGGCGUCAAAGUCCUAGGUUCAGGAUCGGGACAAGGGGGAGGAUGUUAUUCUUGAACUGAAUGUUUGUGUCACCUAGUGCAAUACUUACCCCACUCAGGCUUAUUUGAAUGGUACAAGUGCAACAGCAAUGUCUAGUAGGACAUCUGAUGAUCAUAUUGCUUACUUAGCUUUUUCAAAUGAAUGUAGCUGCCGGACUCUUCAGGACCUCUCACCGUCGAGGGAUUACGACAUAAAUGCAAGGGUUGCAAUCAUAAUGCACAGCCUUUAUCCAAUAAAUUGCACACACACGUAA